GUUACAAGUAAUUCUAAUCCUUAACCAAAUAGGAAAAAGUUUUAUAGCUGAUGUUAUAUAAAGGGUUCCAUGGCAAGUAUUAUAAUGUACUACACCAAACCAAGACUUCAUAGUGUAAGAAAUUCUGGAUUUAAGACUCCUGUUACCAGACACAAACUUGGAAGAGCACUUUGAAUAUGACGCUUGAGUUUCAAAAGAACACCAUGUACGUGCCAACAGAGCUCGAAAAUGGAGACGUUCAAGAAAAUUUUGACGAUGAUGGACGGGAAAAAAGAACAGGGACUUUAUUGACUGCGAGUGCACAUAUUAUUACGGCUGUGAUUGGUUCUGGAGUGCUAUCUCUAGCAUGGGCAAUAGCACAAUUAGGAUGGGUGGUUGGUCCUGUUGUUCUCUUUGCUUUUUCGUUCAUCACUUACUUCACUUCUACACUUCUUGCUGAUUGUUACCGCUCUCCGGGGCCUGUUUCUGGCGAGAGAAACUAUACUUACAUGGACGUCGUCCGAUCUCACUUAGGAGGCGUGAAGGUGACACUCUGUGGAAUUGCACAAUAUGCUAACCUCGUCGGAGUUACCAUUGGAUACACAAUAACAGCAUCUAUAAGUAUGGUGGCGGUAAAUAGGUCAAACUGUUUUCACAAAAAUGGCCAUGAAGCUAGCUGCUCAAUUGACAACUAUCAAUUUAUGAUCAUAUUUGCAGUGAUUCAAAUAAUUCUUAGCCAAAUACCAAACUUCCACAAGUUGUCAUGGCUAUCAAUUCUUGCUGCUGUUAUGUCUUUUGCUUACGCUUCUAUUGGUCUUGGUCUCUCCAUUGCGAAAGUUGCAGGUGUGGGGCACCAUGUAAAGACAAGCCUAACAGGGGUGGUAGUUGGGGUGGAUGUAUCUGAAUCAGAGAAGGCAUGGAAAAGCUUCCAAGCCAUUGGAGAUAUUGCAUUUGCCUAUGCUUAUGCCACCGUUCUCAUUGAAAUACAGGACACACUUAGAUCAUCACCACCAGAAAGCAAGGUAAUGAAGAGAGCAUCACUAGCUGGAGUUUCCACCACAACCUUGUUCUAUAUACUAUGCGGUACCAUUGGCUAUGCAGCCUUUGGAAACAAAGCUCCAGGAAAUUUCCUCACUGGUUUUGGUUUCUAUGAACCCUUUUGGCUUAUUGACUUCGCCAACGUCUGCAUUGCCAUCCACCUUAUCGGAGCUUACCAGGUUUUCUGCCAACCUUUAUAUGGGUUUGUGGAGGCUCGAUGCAGCCAGCGAUGGCCAGACAACAAAUUCAUCAACUCUGAACAUGUUGUGCAAGUUCCAUGCUGUGGUGCUUACAACGUCAACUUGUUCAGGUUGGUGUGGAGAACAACAUAUGUUGUAGUGACAACCGUGGUUGCCAUGAUAUUCCCCUUCUUCAAUGACUUCUUGGGUUUAAUCGGGGCAGCAUCGUUCUAUCCAUUAACUGUCUACUUCCCAAUAGAGAUGCACAUUGCCCAGAGAAAGAUACCGAAGUAUUCUUUCAAAUGGCUAUGGCUGAAAAUACUGAGCUGGACUUGCCUCAUCGUAUCACUUGUUGCAGCUGCUGGAUCUAUCAAGGGUCUUGCCACUGAUGUCAAGCAUUACAAGCCUUUCUCAACACAACAAUAAGUUCUUAGAGCUGUUCAAAUCAAAUAUGUAAUGUUUUCAACAAGAAGUGUAACCCAAGCUGAUUGGUUGUAUUUUAUGCUUUCCUUUGAGUAUUUAGAUUCUAGUUUUUAAAUGUUGUUGAGCAGACUUAUCGGGAUUCCUGAGAAUUGACUGAAUAUACAGCUUUAGUGGCAUAUGAAUGAAUAUUGUUGAUAAUCUGCUUCUGCCUUCGAUGAACAAAAUUUAGAAGAUCGAAGUUGCAUGGCUAGAAGAUAGUCCUUGCAAUAUUUUGUUCCCAUCUAUUUAGUAU
Lycium barbarum (goji berry) is the source of this 1911-nucleotide messenger RNA. Its product is annotated as amino acid permease 6-like. Gene Ontology annotation, cellular component: plasma membrane. The coding region runs from base 177 to 1622 and encodes 481 amino acids. The transcript has a single exon. Lineage: Eukaryota; Viridiplantae; Streptophyta; Magnoliopsida; Solanales; Solanaceae. The record is from RefSeq and is a predicted model, not a curated record.